Messenger RNA from Lotus japonicus, 1080 nucleotides. RefSeq lists its product as uncharacterized. Bases 1 to 1080 code for a protein of 359 amino acids. The record is from RefSeq and is a predicted model, not a curated record. The transcript has 2 exons. Lineage: Eukaryota; Viridiplantae; Streptophyta; Magnoliopsida; Fabales; Fabaceae.
AUGACAGUGGGAGAAUAUGCUGCCAAAUUGGAGACGCUGUCAAAGCACUUUUGCUUCUUCCAAGUGCAAGUGGAUGAGCCAUAUCUGUGCAACCGUUUCAUGAGAGGGUUGCAGAAUGACAUCGAAGAGUCUGUGAGGCCUUUGGGAAUUAGAGUUUUCCAACAACUGGUUGAGAAAGCUCGUGAAGUGGAGACAAUGAAGAAUCGCCAGAGGGGCCGACCUGAAAGUGGAGGACCAAUUUGUUCUGGGCAGAGACAAGCUGGAAGGUUUGAUAAGGGCAAAGCACCGCAGAGAAAGCCUUACAACGUCCUGCUGACAGAGUGCCUUUUGCUGGGAAAGUCAGGGCAUAUUGAGAGAAACUGUCCUAAUGCCGCCAAGGCUAAGCCAGUGCUGAAUACUGCUAGAGGAAGACGACCUUCUGUUCCAGGGCAUGUGUUCGCAAUAUCUAGGGAACAUGCCGCUAUUACUGAUGACCUUAUCCAGGGUACAUGCACUAUCGCUGGAAACUCCUUAAUGGUUUUAUUUGAUUCUGGUGCUACGCACUCGUUUAUUUCUGAGGAGUGUGCGAAGAGACUAGGGUUACUAACUGUAGAGUCACCCUUCGAUUUUGUGGUGACAACUCCUGCCGCCGAUCAUCUAGUUACGCGCACGGCAUGCUUGCAAUGCCCGUUGAUCAAUGAGGAUCGGAAGUUUCUUGCGAAUCUUGUCUCCUUAGGGCUUAAAGAGCUCGAUGUGAUUCUGGGAAUGGAUUGGUUGGCGCAAUAUCAUGUCCUCUUGGAUUGUCCUAACAAGGUCGUAGUGUUUCCAAAUUCAGGCGUUACGGAUUACUUGAAUUCGUACAUCUUGAGGAAGGGCUCACCGGCAAUUGUGAACUCCAUUGUAGCUGAGGCGAAGAAUGACGGUGACGUGCGCAACAUUUUGAUAGUACAGGAUUAUGUGGAUGUGUUUCCGGAGGAUGUGCCUGGAUUACCACCAGUGAAGGAGACAGAGUUUAUCAUUGAUGUGAUGCCCGACACGGGGCUAAUAUCAAUGACGCCUUAUCGGAUGGCACCAGCGGAGAUGGCGGAGUUAGCCAAGUAG